AUGGAGCCCUCUCCAAAUCCAACAUUCAAUGCCAAAUCCCCAUUUGUGACUCUUGAAGUCCUCGACCCCAGUACAAUACAUGCAUUUGUCAGCCCCACGAAGGAGAUCAACGAUGGUCCAGAUGUGUCCAGGUUUCUCGUGUCCAAAGCAUAUAGGGAUAUUGGCAUAUUCGUACUGCAGCUGAACCGGGCCAUGUGCCCCAGGAAGUCCAAGGGCUCAGAUGGGAAAGAGAAGGUACAAACCUUCGAAAUCGGCUCGAAAUUGGAAACACAACCGGCCAAGUCUGUGCAAAGCAUUCAGCAGCUCUUAUUCAAACUAGAGUCGUUUAUUGACGAAGCGCCACCAGACAAGGGGCCGAGGAGGUUCGGAAAUGUCAGCUUCCGAAAAUGGUACAAGAUUCUGGACGAGAGAGCGUCUAGCCUGCUGGAGGAGUGUCUACCUCAGUCUAUCCUGAAGUUUGGCUCUUCUCCUGGUCAGAAUGGCGUGACAGCUGAGGAGGAGCUGAAAGCAUACCUCCUUGGCGCUUUUGGAAGCCCCCAACGGCUGGACUAUGGUACUGGGCACGAACUCAGUUUCCUUGCGUUCCUCAUUGGGCUCUGGAAGCUUGGUGCCUUCAAAGACGGUCAGCAAGAUGGCGAGAUCGAGCGCAAUAUUGUUCUCGGCGCCUUUGAACCAUACCUUAGGGUUGUUCGGAAGCUCAUCUUGACGUACACACUUGAGCCCGCCGGGUCACACGGAGUUUGGGGUCUCGACGAUCACUCCUUUCAGCCAUACAUUUACGGUUCAGCGCAACUCACACGACCGAUUGGUGACAAUGAGGAGAUGCCGAUGGAGGGGUCGCGCUUCGGUGCUCCCAGGCUGGAUGCAGUUUCCAAAGCUGACAAAGUGCAAGACUACCGGGAGACCAACAUGUACUUUUCUGCCGUUGGGUUCAUCUACGAUGUGAAAACGGGGCCGUUUGGUGAGCAUAGCUCUGUAUUGCACUCCUUGUCCCAAGUCAAACUAGGAUGGGGCAAGAUCAACUCUGGAAUGCUCAAAAUGUUUAACGGCGAAGUUCUCUCAAAAUUCCCCGUUGUACAACACCUUCCUUUUGGCUCUCUUCUCUCGUGGGAGCGAGACCCUGAUGCCAAGGAACCCCAGCAGUCUGUACAUAUGGUAAAUCAACCCAUAGCUUCAGCUGCGCUCAAGUCCAACAACUCGGGCACAAGCGCUGGAACGGCGGCUCCGUGGGCAAAACCCGGGAAUAUGCCACCACCAAUGCAAGCGCCAUGGGCAUCGGGUGUGCCAACAACAAGACCACCACCCACGCAGGCAACAUCAGUGAAUCCAUCUAUCCGAACGCCUUUUCCGGCAAGCCAGCCUCUUCCCAGGCCUACUGCACCAGCAGCCGGCUCAACAGAUGCUCAAAUUACAGUUACAAAGGCACCGUGGGCCAAAGACUAA
Pestalotiopsis fici W106-1 is the source of this 1443-nucleotide messenger RNA. RefSeq names its product Serine/threonine-protein phosphatase 2A activator 1. The transcript has 2 exons. The record is from RefSeq and is a predicted model, not a curated record. Gene Ontology annotation, cellular component: cytoplasm; protein phosphatase type 2A complex; nucleus. Gene Ontology annotation, biological process: mitotic spindle organization. Bases 1 to 1443 code for a protein of 480 amino acids. NCBI's taxonomy places the organism in Eukaryota, Fungi, Ascomycota, Sordariomycetes, Amphisphaeriales, Sporocadaceae. Gene Ontology annotation, molecular function: protein tyrosine phosphatase activator activity; peptidyl-prolyl cis-trans isomerase activity.